This is a messenger RNA of Culex pipiens pallens (northern house mosquito), 2386 nucleotides long. Its product is annotated as keratin-associated protein 16-1-like. NCBI's taxonomy places the organism in Eukaryota, Metazoa, Arthropoda, Insecta, Diptera, Culicidae. Bases 1564 to 2364 code for a protein of 266 amino acids. The record is from RefSeq and is a predicted model, not a curated record. The transcript is spliced from 2 exons.
UUGGAUUAUUUUUUCAAAUAUCAAAUAUUCGGGUGAAUUUUUAUAUUAGUUUUUCAUUAUCUUUGUUGUUGUUUUAAGAUAGAGUAAAAACAAGAGGUAAUGUUUGAUAAACAAAAAUAAAUAAAAAAAAACUUUCGAUUCAUAAAAAAUAUUAUAAAAAUCUGUCUGUGUGGAUGUAUUCACUGUUUAGGAGGAUUUUAAUGUAUUAAAAAACCUUUUCAUUCUCAAAUAGAUUGAAAUAGUGAAAGGAACCUUAAAUUUAAAGUAAGUUACUGAAGAAGAAUUGAGUAAAUUUAAUUUGCAAAUUGUACAAAAUAUUACAAAAUUAUUCAGGAAUUAGAUUUUUUUCAAGCAGGUAUGCUUGGGAUUCAAAAACACAGAAACUCAAACAGCCGAGCGACUCAUUCUCUCCCUUUGUCUUUUUUCCUAUCUCUUUCUUGCUUUGGUGGGUAAGAAUGACAGCAAUCAAUUGAAUGCAGUCAUGAGCAGUGCUGAAAAAGUUUUGCACCGUCUUGAAACUAUCUAUUGUUUAAAAAUAGUCAAAAUAGUGUUUAACGAAGCUUCCACAAGUCUGCGCGAAUGAGAGAGAUGAUGAGAGUCAAAUGACUGUGCGAGUGACUUUGCGUUGCGCUCAUUUGAUUGGAUGUGUUUCACCGAGAGCAGAGUUUUAAAGUCAGACGGACGUAGCGAUAACGAAAGACGAGCUCUGACAACUGUUGGUGUUCUUUUGAGAGUUUGGAAAGAUUUCGACAAUCAUGAAAAUCGCUCUGAAGAAAAAAUAUCCUUUUAAAAUAAUUUUGAGAAGGAAUUUUACACUGAUAUUGGUGAUUUAUGACCGUAAAAAAAUAAAUAAGCUUUAUAAUUGGGUCCUAAAGUCCUAUGUCAAUUUUUAUGUACAACGGUAAAAAGCACGAUUAAAACCCAUUUCUGAUCAUUUUUUUUCAUUUUUAAUGCAAAAAUAAAAAAAUAAUUGAUAUGACAACCUUUUUUCGAUGGAUCAACUAUGGUCCGCUUGUCAACUUUCUGUCAUGGAGGGCCGCGAAGGUAAUUGUUUUAAAAUAAUUUAAAAAUCAACUUUAAAUCCUUUGCGAUCGUACGAAGGGUCUUUGCACUCAGGAAAAUAAGCUUUGUCGAUGUGAACAACAAUAUCAGAAAUUUAAGCUGAAUUUUUUUUUCAAUUUUGCGUAAAUAAGUUUAAAAAAAAUAUUAAAUCAUUUCCUCAUAUUUUCUCAGAAGAUAAUCCUCAAAGUUUUGCCAAUAUUUCUAAUAUUUGGGAAAAUUUCCACGACUUCUGCUAUUCUCCCAAAUUCCACCUCUAGUGACCACCCUGUUCCCCCUUACGGGUUACGGGGUUCAUCUCUUCUGGAAAACAACACACCAAAACGCGACGCCGUGACAUAUAUAGGGGCGCGUGCUCUAUCGGUGGCCCCACAAACGUGACAUGUUACGCUGAGCUGUGCGGAGUUGCGCGAAAAUUUCCGGUAUGCUGUAUAUAAACAAAACGGAAUCGCUGACCCGGCUUAGUCACUAGAGCAGCGGACGAGGCGCGAUUGCAAAAUUGCAAUGAAGGCUUCGUUGCUGGUGGUGGUCUCAUCGCUGAUCGCCGUCGCCAGCGGGUUCACGCUGGAAUCGUUCCCAUGUGGUAAGGUGUUUCGGGUGGAGGUUUUGGCAUUUUUUGAUAUUUUUAGAAUUUUGGUAGGAAUAUGUAAAGCGACGGAAAUUUUGAGUGAGACGAUACCGUGCUGUGAGCCUAGCUGCGACAAUGACUGCUCCCAGGUGAUCUGUCCGGAGUACUCGAUUUACAAGCCAUCCUGCGUGUGCCGCGCAGGAUUCGUGCGGUAUGAAGGUGAAUGCAUUCCGAUAACGGCUUGUCCAGCGGUAGAACCGAUACUGUCAUGUCCACCGUACGAGGAACUCCAGCCAACGCCGGCUUGUUGCGAGCCGACCUGUUCGGACGAUUGCUCCAACUUUGUGUGCCGUCUGGCGUUGAUCCACAAGCCAACGUGUGUUUGCGAGCGUGGCUACGUCCGGUACGAUGGCCGCUGCAUCAAGCCGGACCAGUGUCCAACCUGUGGCCCGUACGCCCGUUACAGCAACUGCACACCCUGCUGUGAGUCAACGUGCGAGCUGGACUGCUCGUUGGUGCUCUGUUUGGCACCCUGCACCGGUCCUCCCACCUGUAUCUGCCAACCCGGGUUCGUGAAACACAACGGGGUGUGCAUCAAGCAGGAAUUGUGUCCCCGGGGAGGAAUCGGCAACCCGGUGGCACCACCUGACGGUGCAAUCGAUUGCGGCGCGCCCGAUUGCAGCGAGUGCGAAGAGUGUGUCGAAGGUUACGGAGAUGUUCCCUACCAACUGACCUAAGAAUAAAAAGAAAAAAGCCAAA